Molecule: messenger RNA, 1245 nt
Organism: Nerophis lumbriciformis (worm pipefish)
Lineage: Eukaryota; Metazoa; Chordata; Actinopteri; Syngnathiformes; Syngnathidae
Source: RefSeq, a predicted model, not a curated record
AUGGCAAAGUUCAAAUCGUGGCUGUACCACACAAAUCAAGAUGUCAGCCAAGCUCAUCUUCCUGCGCACCAGGAGUCUGCAUGCAUCAAGGAGGAGGGGGAAGAGUCGCUAUGCAUCAAGGUGGUGGAGGAGGAAGAGUUGCCAUGCAUUAAGGAGGAGGAGGAAGAGUUCAUACACCUUCAAGGUUUCCGAAAAUAUCUUGUUGCUGAGCGGCAGGAGCCAGAAUCUCCUGGCGUUAAAGAGGAUGUUGAGCACCCCAAAAUCAAAGACGAGGAGCCAGAGCCCUGUCAACAGGAGAGAGAAGAGCAAUAUCCGAUCAAGGAGGAGGAGGAGCUGCCAUACGUUAAAGAGGAGGAAGUUUGUGGAAAAGGUUACGCUAAGAAGCAAUCCUUAAAACAACACAUAAGAACCCAUACUGGUGAAAAACCUUUUUCCUGCUCAGUUUGUGGUCGUGGAUUUAUUUGCAAGAGCUUCUUAACAAUACACGAAAGAACCCAUACUGGCGAAAAACCUUUUUCCUGCUCAGCUUGUGGUCGAGGAUUCAGUCGCAAGAGCGCCCUAAAACAACACGAAAGUACCCAUACUGGCGAAAAACCUUUCUCCUGCUCAGUUUGUAGUCAAAGAUUCAAUUGGAAGGGCAGCUUAAACAAACACACAAGGACCCACACUGAUGGAAAUCCUUUUCUCUGCUCAGUUUGUGGUCGAGGAUUCAGUUGCAAGAGCUCCUUAAAAAUACACGACAGAACCCAUACUGGCGAAAAACCUUUUUCCUGCUCAGUUUGUGGAAAAAGAUUCAUUGACAAGCAAAUCUUAAAAAGACAUGAAAAAACCCACACAAGAGAAAAACCUUUUUCCUGCUCAGUUUGUGGUCGAGCAUUCAGUUGCAAGAGCUCCUUAAAAAUACACAAAAGAAACCAUACUGGCGAAAAACCUUUCUCCUGCUCAGUUUGUGGCAAAAGAUUUACUAACAAGCACACUUCAAAAAGACAUGGAAGAACCCACACAAGAGAAAAACCUUUUUCCUGCUCAGUUUGUGGUCGAGGAUUCAGUUGCAGAAGCUCAUUAAAAAUACACGAAAGAAAGCAUACUGGCGAAAAACCUUUUUCCUGCUCAGUUUGUGGUCAAGGAUUCACUCAGAAGGAUUUAAUUAAGAGACACCGUAAUGGAGCACAGCCCAGCUUGAAACUCAUUCUCAACUCCAGUGAGGAGAGUGAGGGAAAGGUGCAGCACUUCUCGCAUGAGUGA